Molecule: messenger RNA, 1636 nt
Organism: Ictidomys tridecemlineatus (thirteen-lined ground squirrel)
Lineage: Eukaryota; Metazoa; Chordata; Mammalia; Rodentia; Sciuridae
Source: RefSeq, a predicted model, not a curated record
AUGGUCUUUGACUUCAAUUUUCUUUCUUUGCACCUGAAAGAAGGCAUUUCGGGAAAACAACUAAAUAUAACAAGAUAUGAUACCAAGUACACAAAAAGCCAUAUCAUAUUGAUGCCCAAAAAAUGCCACGCCUUUUCGAUUCCUGUCUUGACUGCCCCACCCCGGUCUGCCUCAGUUUCCACCCCUGACCGUCCGAAAUGUAAAAGGAGGAGGCGUACCCGCAGUCCCGGCCACGAAGCCACCCUGGGGACCAGGAAGCAGGAAGUGACCCGCCACUUCGAUGGGAUUCCGGGAUCCCCCCAGCCACCAGGGGGCCGGGGCCGAGUGUCUCGACCCAAAUCCCUUCUCCCACCCUCGCAGAGUCUGACACAAAGAACCCACGAGAGACCCAGCCCGGAGGCGAGUCUAGGAGGGACACAGGGAGAAGGCGCCCCAGAGCACUCACCACCUCCGCCGCGGUCCCCCGCCUCUUCCUGUCCCGGCUGGGCUCCCUCUCCGAGUUUUCCUUCGGUCCCACUUCCGGCGCUCAGCGCUGUCUCAUUGUGCGCGAUUGGGAGCCGGCUGUGCCCCCGCCCCGGCGCUCCGCCGCGCACGCCGGAAACGCGCGCAGCGCCUGGAGGGCCGCCCUCCGCCCCGCCCGCCGUCGCCCAGCUGCCGGGCCGCCCACCGUCGCCACGGCGCUCUGCCCCCGGGUAUGGGUUGUCAAGGCCAGCCCGGUUACGCCCCUCGGCGCCCGCGGGUUGUUCGCCCUCUACCCCGGCGCGCGGGCAGGGCCUUCUCCGGACACGGAUUGUCGGCUGGGAGCGGUUACCUGGGGCAGGGGCCAUCCUGACUCCAGAACCACCCGGGAGCAAUCGCGGGACCUCGCCGCAGUCCCUACUCGUGUCAGUGUAUAUUCAGCAUCAGGGCAGACCAGAGGUCCAUGGUGGCAGUUGGACAAAACAAAGGGAAACAAAAAACAAAAAAACAGGACAGAUCAACCAUGGAAUGAAACCUCCCAAGACCUUGAGACAAAUUAAAACUUUUCUCUUGGAUUUAUUUCAGAUUCCAUGAUGGUCUGGUGGAAGGUGAGAAGAGACCCAAAGUCCUGAACUGGCUCAUCUCUCAUUUCCAUGGCAGUGGGAGGCUGAGAAGGGCAGGGGAAAGUAUGAAUCCAGUUUUCCACCAAAAAUCAAUGCAGCUAAGGAUACUACUUGGUUUCACCUAUGCCAAAAUAAUAUUUGGAGUACCAAAUAAGAGUAUCCCUAAAUUGCUGAGUCUCAUGAGUUGCUGAAGCUAGCCUUUGAAUUUAGGAUCAUCCUGCUGCAUUCUGCCUCAGGCUUCUAAGUCACUGGGAUUACAGAGACUUGGUGAAUUUUCCCACAAAGCUGCAAUGAAGACAGAGGGAGAACAAAAUCUAUAUAAAGAGAAAUUACAAGAAGGUGUGAUAUAACACUUGAACAUAUAUACUAAUUUUGACAAAACGUGUUUGGAGCUGAAUUCUUUCUCUGCAUUUGAGUAUUUACAAGAUAAAAGUACAUACCUUUAGGGAACUAUUAGGGAACUAUUAACUCUAAUUCCCAAUACAUGAAGUUAACUUUAAUUGGCAAAAAGUUAAUUUGACAUUAUUAUUAAAAAUAUCUUUUGGGUUUGUUCA